AUGUCUGCACGACCGUACCAUUUGCGCACCAACAGGCUAUCCAGUCCGCUUGGGACCGAUGCCUUUCCCGUGGAAUUCAGUUGGCAGCUAACCGCUAAGGAAGGCAUUCAUAAUGUCACACAGUCGUCCUAUGAACUUCAAGUCUCUACAUCUCCAGCCUUCGAAUCCGAGAACAUCGUUUGGGACAGCGGGAAAACAGCCACAAGUAAGAUUCCAUCACCUACAGCCAUCUACGGGGGCAACAGUGUGAAAAGUCGCACUCGGUAUCAUUGGCGCCUCCGCGUAUGGGAUCAAUCCGACGAGCCUAGCGACGAGAUCUGGGAUACAGCGGAGAAAGCAUGGUUCGAAACAGGGCUGGAGCCGUCCGACUGGAAAGCGUCCUGGAUCAGCGCUCCUGUGAUGACAUCAACCGGUAAUUCGAUAAAAGAUGGCAGAGUCAUGUACCUCUCUAGCACCUUGCAGCUCGCGCAAACACCAGUCCGAGGACGAGCUUACGCAACAGCUUGCGGAUGGUACAAGCUUUUCGUCAAUGGAAACAACGUCACCGGUACGGCGUUGGUACCACGCUGGACGCCUUUUGAUCAGUUCACCGAGUACCAGACUUACGAUGUUGCGAAGUAUCUGGAGGCUGGCGAGAAUGUCAUCAGCGUCGUUGUUGCGGAUGGGCGAUUCAGAGGUCAGAUCGGCGUCACCGAAGGGCGCUGUCGUUACGGAGACCGGCUUUCUGCGCUUGUACAGCUUGAGGUGGAUACAGAUGACGGAGAAACUGUUACAUUCUGUACCGACGAGACAUGGCGGUGUCCAAAAGGCUCCAUCCUUCGAUCAGACCCCGUGUGGGGUGAACAUACCGACUUCCGAAUCGCUAACGAGGGGGUGGAGAAAUGCGAUACUGAGCCUCCGGAUCGUGCCGAAAAGGUCUCGGUUUUGACGAAGAAGCUAAUUGCAGAGGAGGUCGAACGCGUCGAGGAAGUCAUGCGCUUGCCACCCAAGACCGUACUUCGUGCCCCGUCAGGCGCACAAAUAGUCGACUUUGGACAAAACUUUGCCGGCAUUAUGGCGAUCAAGCUGCGCGGUCAAACGGGUUCUAAAACCACCAUGACCUAUAGCGAGGUCCUGUCCAGCAAUGGAGAGCUUGACAUCAACUAUCUGAAGCUCCCCAUAGUUCCGCAUAUCGUACAACGGGACGUCGUAACCCUUGGAGACAACGAAGUUGACUUCCAGCCUUGGUUCGCCAUCCAUGGAUUUCGCUACGCUGAAGUCCGAGGCUUGGACUACGACCUUAGUCCCUCUGACAUCGAAGGAAUUGUCCUAGCUUCCAAUAUACCAACCGCAGGGUCGUUCACAUGCUCAGACGCCCGUCUGAACAAGCUUUACCAGAACAUCGUUUGGACCACCCGAGGCAAUUUCACGGACACGCCAACUGACUGUCCGACUCGAGAGCGAAUGGGUUGGACUGGAGACAUCCAGGUGUUUACGCCUACUGCAACCAUGCUAUUUGACUGUCAGACCUUCUUGCGUCGGUAUAUGCGUUGUCUAGCUGCGGAACAACUCGCCGACGGCAGUAUCCCAUCAUACAUCCCCAGCGCUGGUUCACAGUUCAGCAGCCAGCUUUCACUCACCACGAAGUUGAUGUCAGGAUCAACUGGAUGGGGCGAUGCUUCUACGAUGGUGCCUUGGGCUCUGUACCAGCACUACAACGAUAACGUAAUCCUCUCGCGCCAGUACGACAGCAUGAAGAGCUGGGUGAAUAGCUUGGCCUAUCGAGCACGAGACAAGAUGAGCUGGAGAAGAUGGUUCUGGAUCAAACUCGGCGCUGGAUGUGGCGACCUCGAGCAGUACAUCUUGGACACCGGCUUCAGUUAUGGUGAAUGGCUCCGAGUCGGAAGCGGAGUGCCCACAAUCAUCAAAGACGUCUUAUUUCCCAGCGCCGCUAUUUCGACCGCUUAUCUCGCCCACUCAUCUCGUCUGCUCUCCAACAUCGCCAAAAUCCUUGGCAAACAGGAUGACGCUGAACGUUAUCUCAAAAUCUCGGAAAAGACAUGUGAAGCAUGGCGCGCUGCUUUCGUCCGACAAAACGGUGCGCGCAUCGCAUCCGACUACCAAGACGACUACCUCCGCGCCCUAGCCUUCGACCUCAUCUCACCAGAGCAAAAGCCCGCAGCUCUCGAACGCCUCGUAGGACUCAUAGCACAAGCCGGCUACCACCUGAAAACCGGCUUCAUGAGCACAGGGUUGCUCCUCCCCGUACUUGCCCAACACGGCAGAGCAGACAUCGCAUACCGCGUCCUAGUCCAAGACACAGUGCCCUCAUGGCUCUACCCCAUCACAAAAGACGCAACAACGCUCUGGGAGACAUGGGAAGGCUACGACGGCAAUGGCAACGCUAAGAUGUCGCAUAAUCACUAUGCGUUUGGUACUGUGGCGUCGUGGUUGCAGGAGAGUGUGGCGGGACUGAAGGCUGUUGAGCCUGGCUAUAGGAAGAUUAGGGUUGAGCCGUUGGUUGGGGGUGGGUUAGAGCAUGCUGAGGCGACGCUGGAGACGCCGUUGGGAUUUGCGAAGAGUGCUUGGAGAGUGGAUGGGGAGAAGGGGGUUGUGAGGCUGGAGGUUGUGAUUCCGCCUUGUGCGACGGCUGAGGUGGUGUUGGAGGGGGGGAAGGUUGAGAAUGGCGGCGCCGCGCUCCUUAGUAGGAAGGCAAACCACUCGUUGUGUGUAGCGGCCUUGUAA
Messenger RNA from Alternaria novae-zelandiae, 2724 nucleotides. RefSeq lists its product as uncharacterized. The record is from RefSeq and is a predicted model, not a curated record. Bases 1 to 2724 code for a protein of 907 amino acids. NCBI's taxonomy places the organism in Eukaryota, Fungi, Ascomycota, Dothideomycetes, Pleosporales, Pleosporaceae. The transcript has 2 exons. Gene Ontology annotation, biological process: carbohydrate metabolic process.